GCGGGCGGUAGAGGCCGCGGGUGGCGGCUAUCUUCUCUUCACCUUCCAGAGGAUCACCGCGCCGUCACCAUGUCUCUGGCGGCUUCGGCGGGCCGGGGCCCGGGGGCCGUGUGGUCCCCCACACAUGUGCAGGUGACGGUGCUGCAGGCGCGGGGCCUGCGGGCCAAGGGCCCCGGGGGCACCAGCGAUGCGUACGCGGUGAUCCAGGUGGGCAAGGAGAAGUACGCCACCUCGGUGUCGGAGCGCAGCCUGGGUGCGCCAGUGUGGCGGGAGGAGGCCACCUUCGAGCUGCCGCCGCUGCUGUCCGCCGGGGCCGCGCCCGCGGCCACCGCCACCCUGCAGCUCACCGUGCUGCACCGCGCACUGCUCGGCCUCGACAAGUUCCUGGGGCGCGCCGAGGUGGACCUGCGGGAGCUGCACCGGGACCAGGGCCGCAGGAAGACCCAGUGGUACACCUUGAAAUCCAAACCAGGAAAGAAAGAUAAAGAGCGAGGAGAAAUUGAAGUUGACAUCCAAUUUAUGAGAAACAACAUGACUGCUAGCAUGUUUGACCUUUCCAUGAAAGACAAGUCUCGGAAUCCAUUUGGGAAACUGAAGGACAAGAUCAGGGGGAAGAAUAAGGAUAGUGCAUCAGAUACUGCUUCAGCCAUCAUCCCCAGCAUGUCACCCUCCGUUGACAGUGAGGAUGAGUCGUCUUCGAAAGACAAGAAAAAGAAGUCAAAGAUUAAGACCUUGUUUUCCAAGUCUAAUUUGCAGAAAACACCACUUUCCCAGUCCAUGUCUGUCCUGCCUACUUCAAAGCCAGAUAAAGUGCUGCUUCGUCCUGGAGACUUCCAGUCCCGGUGGGAGGAUGAUGACAACGAGGAUGAGUCCUCCUCUGCCUCGGACAUCAUGUCUCACAAGAGAACAGUAAGUGCAGAUACUAAGCAACUGAACCAGAUCAACUUCAACCUUCCCAAGAAGGAAGGGCUCUCCUUUCUUGGUGGCCUUCGGUCCAAGAACGACUCCCUUUCCCGCUCUAAUGUCUGCAUCAACGGGAACCACGUUUACAUGGAGCAGCCAGAAGGCAAGAAUGAGACCAAGGACAGCACCUCUUCUUCUUCCCCUUCUCCCCAGGGCUUCAGGAAGAAGCAUUUGUUCUCGUCGACAGAAAACCUGGCUCCUCGGGCUGGGAAGGAACCUGGGGAAGGGGGUGCAGUGUCAUCUGACAAGUGGCUCUCUGAGUCUUCCACAAAGAACUCCCCGAAAUCCAUGACCCUGCCGCCCUCCUGGCCCCUAGUCAGCGGGGACAUUGGGGAAAAUACAGCCCCAGCGAAAUCAGAGGUUGUGAAAGAAUCCAAAGACAGCAAGAAGCACGAGAACAAGAAGUCCUCUUUGCUUUCUCUGGUGACAGGAAAGAAGGACGUGGCGAAGGGCGGUGAAGGCGAAAGCCCUGCUGCCACGCCCGGGACGGAGAAGGAAGGCAUGCGGGGGGAGGACGGGCCCGGGCCUGUUGAAGGCGUGGUGAAGAGGUCUGAGAAGGGUACCAUGGCCCUUGUCUCUGGACAGGGAAAGUCCCUGAACCCCUUUGAAGAAGUGCAGAUCACAGAACCGGAAGCUGACCCAGAGCCCAAGUCUGAGCCAACACCACCUGUUACCUCUGCCAGGGCUCCCCAGACCAAAGCCGUGAAACCUCGACUGGAAGUGUCUCCAGAGGUUCAGCCCACAGCCAGGCUUCCUCCUUCCCCUAAUUCUCCUCUCUUUUUUUCUGCUCUCCCUUCCAGUUCUGCUCAGACACCUGUCCCUUCUCAGUCGGGGCAUGCGUCAGAGACACAGUGCUCAGAUUCUCUCUCGUUCUUCUCCGCUUUCUCCUCUCCCCUAGCAGCUCCCAUUUCCACAUCCACUCCCAUUGAAAGCUGGCCUUCCACUGACCGGGGCCAGGCUGAUUCGGAAGAACCACCUUUGCUCCUUAAUGCAGAGUUGCAAAAAGAGAGUUUAACACAAGUUUCAGAUGCUGUUUCUUGUGCCUUGGGAUCACUUUCCAAACAGCCCACUACUGCAGUGUGUGAAAGGAUGGAAGAGGCUCCAGUGAGGAUGACCAGCGAGAAGGACACAGAGGAGAAGACCAGUGUCGAUGACUCAGAAAAGUCUCUCCUGAAGCAGCCUGAAAUGGGGCAGCAAGAAGAACUUCUGAGGUUUCCCCCUAAAAAACAAGACUAUACGCCUCCCUCUGAAGGGGCCCAAGAAGUGACAUUCGCCCUUUCCGUGCGAAGUGGCAGGAUGGAAAGCCCAGCUGGGAAGCCUGCGAUGGGGGGAAACACAGACUUGGAGAGUCGGUCUGGGUCUUUUGAGGAGAACAAAGUUAGGGAUGGCAGAAUGACUUCUGCAGUCAAACAAGUGGUACCCCCUCUUCAAAUGGGAGAAUCGGUCCCCCAAUUUGACUCCACAGUGCGGAGACAUGAAGAGAUGGGUCUGAAUGGCAGUGGGGGCCAAAGGAAAAUCAAGAAGCAUGUGUCAUUUUCUGAGCAGCUCUUCAUGGAAGAGGAGGUGGAGAAGUCACCUGGACUGGUUGAAGAGGACAAAGGUAAUCCCCAGGAGCAGCGGUGUGAAGGGGUUGCCGCCGGCAGUGUGUGUGACAGAGAGCCGGCUGAGUCUCCCCACACAGAAGACUUGGAGGGGGAAGUUGUGAUUGAACCCAGUGUGCCAGCUGCCACGGCCGAUCAUCUGCCCCGCCCCUCUCACGAGGAGAGCGUCUCAGAAGGCCCAGUGAGUGAAGCAAGCCGAGGGAAAGGCAUUCCACUCUUUAGGACUGAGGAAGAUGAUAUCCUUAUGGCUCAAAAUCAGAGCAAAGCCAGUGAUCAUGAAGGUCUAUUGUCUGAUCCCCUGAGUGACCUUCCGUUGGCCUCGGAUGUUAAAUCUCCAGUCACGGCUGAUCUGGACUUAACCCUUCCUUCCAUUCCUGAAGUCGCAUCGGAUGAUGAAAGAGUAGAUGAGGUGGAAGACGACCGAGAGGCAGCAGAGGUGGCAACUCUGGAAGUAGGAGCUUCUUCCUUGAGCUCGUUACCUGCCCAUCCUGAGAGGGCACCGAGUGGCGAGGCGGGUGGGUUGGCAGUGCCCACAGACAGCCUGCAUGACCUCAGGUCGAAAGCACCUGAAGCUUCUGUUAGGGCUUCUUCAGAGGAGACUACAACUUUAGAAAUUCAUAAACCACAUCUUGGCAAGAGUUCAUGCUUGGAUACACAGCUGCCAGGUCCUGGUGAUGGCAAGGAGGAGAAACUGAUGGGAAAUGGCAGGUCAAGUCAACCUCCUGACGUGGCCCUGAAUUCUCCUGUCUCCAGGCCCUCUUUUUCUGAGCCCUCUCCUGCCACACACUCUUUCCCUAGCUAUCCAUACUCUGACACUCACCACACCAGUACAGCAGAAUCUCAAAAAAAAGCAACAGCAGAGGGCCUCCCUGGUAAAGUGGAAAAUUCUGGCAAGAGGAAGCCGCUUCUUCAGGCCUGGGUCUCACCCUCGGAGACACAUCCAGUCUCAGCUGGAACUGGGUCAGCCAAGCACAGACUUCAUCCUGUGAAGCCAAUGAACACAACGGCCACCAAGAUUGCUAACUCCAGCUUGGGAACUGCCACUAUCAUCAGUGAGAACUUGAUCAACGAAGCCAUUAUGAAGAAAUACACCCCCUCGGACCCUGCUUUUGCUUAUGCACAGCUAACCCACGAUGAGCUGAUCCAGUUGGUUCUCAAACAAAAGGAAACAAUAAGCAAGAAGGAGUUCCAGGUUCGAGAGCUGGAGGACUACAUCGACAAUCUGCUGGUCAGGGUCAUGGAAGAAACCCCCAAUAUCCUCCGAGUUCCGGCUCAGGUCGGCAAAAAGGCAGGAAAGAUAUGAAUGGCCAGCAUACAACACUGAGACUUCCCCGUGGGUUUGUUUCCACGUCUUCCUGAGGUCAAGGACUCUGUAUGCCUGAUAACCAGCAUACUAGCUCCAAGUCACCAUCUCUCUCCCUUGCCUCUUAUCUGGCAAGAGUCAAUUCUACCAGCUGAAGCCAGGUUAAUUAUUACAAUGAAUCUUUUACUGUACGUUCCCAGGAUUUUAUUUUUAAAAUGCCACUGUGCCUUAUGUUGUAAAUAUUUUAUGCCCUGACCAAAGACAUGGUCAUAAGAUCUGACCCUGGCCCAGAGAGUCAUAUGGCGCCAGGGGUAUUAAUGUAUUUUAACAUCGGGGUUUCCUUUCUUUGAUAUUGAGUAUCACCCAGUCAUUAACGCUUGGGGUAAAAUGCGAAGGUGCUGUGUUACACGUACUUUCUUGGCUUUUGAGUAGCUCAGGUGUGUCUUUUUGGCAGCAGAUGCUAAAUUUUGAUGUUACGUCAACCUCUCGGGCUUCUUAGACUUGGUCUUAUUUUUUGACGGGCAGAGGAGUUUAGGGAAAGCCACUGAGUAUACCUUUUAGAUUUUGAACAAGUUGCCUUUUGUAAACAUCAGCUUCCACUACUCUCUAGCCUUAAAAUUGUGCUCUGUGUAGAUCCACAGGACCCUUGAGAAGUAGAACAGGGGAAUGAGUCACUUGACACUCACUUAGGGGGAGUUGGUCCAAGUCCCUCCUCACGUGAUAGCAAGGUUCCUGCUGGCUAGAAUGGCCUAGCCGGUGCCACGCUAAGGGACCAGGUGACCCAGCCCUUACUAAAAUGGUUCCACCAGGUACGGAAUGAUUUUAGUGGGAUUCCUGUGGCCUCUUCACCCUGUGCCUUGGCUCCCUGGUUUCCUUGGCAGCUCUUCCUGGCAUUCCCCCCUUGUUAUAAAAUGGUAAAGAGCAAGAAGAUGAUACUUGUUUUGAGAUUGCUGUAUUUUUAAGACUGGAUUAAUACACAUAUUUUAAAAAAUUAGGACACUUGCCCUCUUCUUAAUUAACAGUAUCAGUUCAAAUUCUUUAGGUAAUUUCAUUGUUAGUAACCUAAUGAUUGGACUUAGCAUGUUUCUGUAUUACUCAUCCUUCUUUCCUGGUUGUGACAGUCUCACCAGAUCUGGACCAUUCUCCUGGGGGAGGAAUAUUGCUGACCAGUGGGGCAGGCAGGGUGGCAAUACCAGCAGGUAUUAAAUUGGGAAUCUCUUCUUCGCAUAUUCUUGUUAUAUUGAGGUUAAGAGGCAAGAUUGUUGGCAUUGGAAUUCCUCUUCAGGAUCACGUUUGCUGCAACCUUAGUUCUAUCGGAGCACUUUAAUCUGAAGGAUGGUAUUGUAACUUGAUUUAUCUAAUUAGUUUUUAACUACCUAUAGCUAUUUUAUUUAAUUCUCUCCUACAGUACUGGGGACCACCGUAAACUUCUCAGAUGACUUGUAUUUUUGUAGUGCUAUGAAAUUUAUUUUCAUACCUACAAAGAGAAUUGUAUAUUCACUUGAAUUCUGAAAUUGUACAUGUAUAUAUUUGUUCCACAACAUGUUUUUUUUACUUGAUAUAAAUGUGUUUUGACUGUGAUAACCCAAGUGCACUGGGGGACGGGUGUGCUCUGAAUGGUCUCUCCUUGACGAGCAGGUGGAGACGUGUACUGUUCAGAAGGGGCUGGUUUGCUGAUUGCUGCUGGGACCUCGGGAAUGUGCCUUGGUCAGUGUUUGAGAGGGGUGCUGGGUGGAGGAGUGAAUUCCUGUGCUCUGAAAUGCCACUUGGGAACUCUGGAGAAUGAAGGACAAUUUACUUCAAGGGUGUCUGGUUUCGACCACUGCUGGAAAAAAAUUCAACUUAGAGCAUUCCUGUACCUCUCAAAGUUGGCAGCCUGAAGGUCCUUAGUUAAUAACUGUUCCUGAGGACUCUACUUUUGGGGAGAAUUUAUCUAAGAAAAUCUUUAGCCCACUCUAAGCCAUUAGUAGGGCUUGGUGAGUUUGGUUGCUGGACUCCUACACCUGGCAUAUGCCUGAAGGCCUGUGCCCAUCUAUACAAGAACUGGGACUUGUCCCUAGCUGCUGUGAGUGCUAACCUAACUGAUGGGCCCCGGGAGGAGGCUGUGCUCUGGAGAAGCAGGGGCAGCUCUCUUCUUGGCCUUGCCUACCUGCCUCCAGGAAGAAUAGGCAGAACUUUAAGGCAGCAUCAGAUUAAAUACCAAACACCUUGCAAUCAAUUUCAACUGGAGGUCAGCUCCAUGAAAAAAAUGUCAAUCCUUUGCUUGGUUGUUUCAUAUCAUCUCAUUGCUUGGGCUUUGACGGGGGUCCUGCCCUUCCCUUUUAUUCCUGUGUGUUAACCUCAUCAGAAUAGUAGAAUGGAGGAGCAAGAAAGUCUGUCCUUUGCCACGAGGAACAGCUGUUGACCUGAGUGGAGAGGUGUGUGCAUGCAUGCGUGCACCAAUGGGAUACAUGUGUGUGGUUCCAGCUUUGCUAACAGUGGGAGCUCGAAAGGGAGGAAGGUCCAUGACACUCAGCCACAUACUGUUGAAGGUCAGAGCCAAUUAAAUGUUAAAUUAUGCAGGAUUUUUCCUCACUGGCUCCCUUCUCCCAAUUGACUCUUUUUUUCUUUUUUAGAACUACUAAUUAAUAAUCCCUCAAGGCUAAAAGAUAAAUUGUCUUAGGUAGAGAACAUAAUCUCCUAGUAUCCACACCAACUUCAACACUGCAGUUUCUCUGUAUUUAUUAUGUGAACUACUAACCUGACCUCUUCCUUCCUCCGACGCUUGAAGGAUUGCCCAGUGUUUUGGGAUUGUAGAGUUAUUUCCUGCUUUAUUACUUUGGGAAUUUUGAACUUCUCUGAUUUUGUUUUUAAAAAGUAACCUAAAAUUUCCUACAACACUAAAUAAAAUGGU
Messenger RNA from Molossus molossus (Pallas's mastiff bat), 6760 nucleotides. It is a transcript of the gene RAB11FIP1, whose product is annotated as RAB11 family interacting protein 1. The transcript has 6 exons. Gene Ontology annotation, biological process: regulated exocytosis. Gene Ontology annotation, molecular function: small GTPase binding. NCBI's taxonomy places the organism in Eukaryota, Metazoa, Chordata, Mammalia, Chiroptera, Molossidae. The record is from RefSeq and is a predicted model, not a curated record. Gene Ontology annotation, cellular component: intracellular membrane-bounded organelle. The coding region runs from base 70 to 3867 and encodes 1265 amino acids.